AUGGCGGCCGUGGGAGCUUCGGGCAGCUCGACGGCGGCGGGAGGAGGUGGCGGCGGCGGCGGCGCGGGGUCGGCCUCGUCGUCCGCCUCCUCGGCGGCGGCGGCACCUCCGUCGCAGCCGCCGCCCAGCACGGGCGGCGGCGGCGGCGGCUCCUCGGGCUCGUCGUCGUCCUCCUCGGCGGCGUCCGGCGGCGGCGGCGGCGGCGGCUCGUCGUCAGGGGCGUCGGAGUCGUGGUACGUGGCGCUGCUGGGCCUGGCCGAGCACUUCCGCACGUCCAGCCCGCCCAAGGUGCGCCUCUGCGUCCACUGCCUCCAGGCCGUGCUGCCCCGCAAGCCCCCCGCCCGCGUCGAGGCCCGCACCCACCUCCAGCUCGGCUCCGUCCUCUACCACCACACGCGCAACGGAGAGCAGGCCCGGGGGCACCUCGAGAAGGCGUGGUUGAUAUCCCAGCAAAUUCCUCAGUUUGAGGAUGUCAAGUUUGAAGCAGCCAGCCUCCUCUCUGAGUUAUACUGUCAAGAGAACUCGGUAGAUGCGGCGAAGCCGUUGCUGCGUAAGGCCAUCCAGAUUUCCCAGCAGACUCCGUACUGGCACUGCCGCCUCCUCUUCCAGCUCGCACAACUCCACACGCUUGAAAAAGACUUGGUGUCGGCCUGCGAUCUCCUGGGAGUUGGAGCAGAAUAUGCCCGCGUGGUAGGGUCGGAAUACACAAGAGCAUUGUUUCUACUCAGUAAAGGCAUGCUUCUUCUGAUGGAGAGGAAGCUGCAGGAGGUGCACCCACUCCUGACUCUCUGUGGGCAGAUCGUGGAGAACUGGCAGGGAAAUCCCAUUCAGAAGGAGUCGCUGCGGGUAUUCUUCUUGGUGCUCCAGGUGACACACUAUCUGGAUGCCGGUCAGGUGAAGAGCGUCAAGCCGUGUCUGAAGCAGCUCCAGCAGUGCAUCCAGACCAUCUCCACCCUCCACGACGAUGAGAUCCUGCCCAGCAACCCUGCAGAUCUCUUCCACUGGCUGCCCAAGGAGCACAUGUGUGUGUUGGUCUACUUGGUGACGGUGAUGCACUCCAUGCAAGCGGGCUACUUGGAGAAGGCUCAGAAGUACACUGACAAAGCGCUCAUGCAGUUGGAGAAACUCAAAAUGCUGGACUGCAGCCCGAUCUUAUCAUCCUUCCAAGUUAUUUUACUAGAGCAUAUCAUCAUGUGCCGGCUCGUCACGGGGCAUAAAGCUACUGCGUUGCAGGAGAUCUCUCAGGUUUGCCAGCUCUGCCAGCAGUCUCCCCGGCUCUUUUCUAAUCAUGCAGCUCAGCUCCACACUCUUCUGGGGCUGUACUGCAUUUCUGUCAACUGCAUGGACAACGCAGAAGCGCAGUUUACCACGGCACUGCGGCUCACCACCCAUCAGGAGUUGUGGGCGUUCAUCGUGACCAACCUGGCCAGCGUCUACAUCAGGGAGGGCAACCGGCAUCAAGAGCUUUACAGUUUGUUGGAAAGGAUAAAUCCAGACCACAACUUCCCCGUCAGCUCCCACUGCCUGCGUGCUGCUGCCUUCUACAUCCGAGGACUGUUCUCCUUUUUCCAGGGGAGGUACAAUGAAGCCAAACGUUUUUUGCGGGAGACGUUGAAAAUGUCAAAUGCAGAAGACCUGAACCGCUUAACGGCCUGCUCCCUUGUUCUCCUGGGCCACAUCUUUUACGUACUGGGGAAUCACAGGGAAAGUAACAACAUGGUGGUCCCGGCCAUGCAGCUGGCCAGCAAAAUUCCAGACAUGUCUGUGCAGUUGUGGUCUUCUGCGCUCUUGAGAGAUCUGAACAAAGCAUGUGGGAACGCGAUUGACGCCCAUGAAGCAGCACAGAUGCACCAGAACUUCUCUCAGCAGCUGCUGCAGGACCACAUUGAGGCUUGUAGCCUUCCAGAGCACAACCUCAUCACGUGGACAGACGGACCGCCUCCAGUACAGUUUCAGGCACAAAAUGGACCUACGACCAGCCUGGCCAGUCUGUUGUGAAAGAGCGACGUGUCUGAAAAGGAGACAGCU
Messenger RNA from Euleptes europaea (tarantolino), 2028 nucleotides. RefSeq names its product MAU2 sister chromatid cohesion factor (gene MAU2). The record is from RefSeq and is a predicted model, not a curated record. The transcript has 20 exons. NCBI's taxonomy places the organism in Eukaryota, Metazoa, Chordata, Lepidosauria, Squamata, Sphaerodactylidae. Gene Ontology annotation, cellular component: chromatin; SMC loading complex. The coding region runs from base 1 to 1998 and encodes 665 amino acids. Gene Ontology annotation, biological process: mitotic sister chromatid cohesion; maintenance of mitotic sister chromatid cohesion. Gene Ontology annotation, molecular function: double-stranded DNA binding; protein binding.